Messenger RNA from Olea europaea var. sylvestris, 1454 nucleotides. RefSeq names its product E3 ubiquitin-protein ligase SIRP1-like. The record is from RefSeq and is a predicted model, not a curated record. Gene Ontology annotation, molecular function: ubiquitin protein ligase activity. The transcript has a single exon. Lineage: Eukaryota; Viridiplantae; Streptophyta; Magnoliopsida; Lamiales; Oleaceae. Bases 152 to 1270 code for a protein of 372 amino acids. Gene Ontology annotation, cellular component: cytoplasm. Gene Ontology annotation, biological process: protein ubiquitination.
AAAAAAAAAAAACUUUCGAAUUAGAGCUUCAAUUCAUUAAUUUGUCUGUCCUCUGGAAAUUUUUUUAUCCUUGUUCCAUUGUUGAUUGACUUGAGAAUGUUGUUUGCUGUGAAGCAGGAUAAAGAAGCAAUAGGAAACAUAAUAUAAGAAAAUGGAUGAAGCAGAAGCAUCAAGAUACUGGUGUCACAUGUGUUCUCAGAUGGUGAAUCCUAUCGUGGAGGUCGAAACAAUAGAAUGCCCCAUCUGCCAAAGUGGGUUUCUUGAAGAAAUGGCCUCUGCCACUGCUACGGAAAAUGAUCGAACUCAGGCUUUUGGACCUGAAGGGAUUGAUUCUGAGCGGGCCCUCUCCCUCUGGGCCCCAAUCUUGCUUGGCAUGAUGACUAAUUCUCAUCGCCAUCGUCCUCGAGUUAGACUCAUGGAAUUUGAAGACGAUGGUGAGGAGGAUGAUAAUGAGAACAAUAAUUCUCACCUUGAGGCGGGGAUGGAGCUUGAUCGUGAAAUGGAGUUAAUAAUGAGGAGGAGGAGGAGGAGGAGGAGGAAUUCAGCUACAAUACUCCAGCUCCUCCAAGGUAUUCGAGAUGGAAUGAUGUCUGAAUCAAGAAAUUCUGAGAGUGAUAUCAGGGAGAACGAUAGAGAUGAUAAUAGGAACAGAGACCAUAUGAUUUUGAUCAAUCCCUUCAAUCAAACAAGCACAAUUCAGGGUUCCUAUGAUCCCAAUAACGAUAACCAAAACCGCAUUCCUAGCGGCUCGCUUGGUGAUUAUUUCAUAGGUCCUGGUUUAGACUUGUUGCUGCAGCAUUUGGCAGAGAAUGAUCCAAACAGAUAUGGGACGCAGCCAGCUCAAAAAGAGGCAGUAGAAGCAUUGCCCACCGUGAAAAUUGAGGAAGCAGUGCAAUGCUCUGUUUGCUUGGAAGAUUUUGAGGUUGGGGCUGAAGCAAAGGAGAUGCCUUGCAAGCAUAAGUUCCACAGUGGAUGUAUCUUACCAUGGCUCGAGCUUCAUAGUUCUUGUCCUGUCUGUAGGUACCAGUUACCUUCUGAGGAAUCCAAGCUCGAUUCAGAUGGAUCUACAAAUCAUAGUAAUAACAACAAUGCAGAGCGGGAUGACAGAAAUGGAAAUGGAAGGCGUUUUUCAGUUCCCCUUCCAUGGCCUUUUAGUAGUAUGUUUUCAUCCUCCAGAUCCCAAUCUAGUACCGGGACUUCAUCCUCAAUGUCACCAUCUGGUUCUUCAACAACUGGACACCCAAGUACUUCACCUAAUGAUGAGAACUAAGUUUCCAUAAGCUGUACUCAUAUCAGCUUAUUGUGAUAAGCUUAUUGUGAUAAAUGUGUUCCAUAGAUGUUUUGUCUUUCUUUUGUAUAUAGAGUUUUACCUACCCAAUUGUACUAUUCCAAAAACAGAUUGUGUUUUCUUGUUAUAUAGUUGUGAAUUUGAGAUUUUUAAAAUGAAUUUUGUA